Messenger RNA from Brassica oleracea var. oleracea, 768 nucleotides. RefSeq names its product transcription factor bHLH54-like. Gene Ontology annotation, molecular function: RNA polymerase II cis-regulatory region sequence-specific DNA binding; protein dimerization activity; DNA-binding transcription factor activity, RNA polymerase II-specific. The transcript has 4 exons. NCBI's taxonomy places the organism in Eukaryota, Viridiplantae, Streptophyta, Magnoliopsida, Brassicales, Brassicaceae. Gene Ontology annotation, cellular component: nucleus. Bases 1 to 768 code for a protein of 255 amino acids. Gene Ontology annotation, biological process: regulation of transcription by RNA polymerase II. The record is from RefSeq and is a predicted model, not a curated record.
AUGGACGGUUUAGCUGAUGGGGAAUUGGAGUCUCUCUUGGGGAUGUUCAAUUUUGAUCAAUGUUCACCAUCUAAGGAGGGGAGACCUCGAGAUGAGAUGCUCGGACUCUCUAGCCUUUACAGUGGUCACCUUCAUCAUCAUCAGAACAGUGUUUUGUCUUCCGAUCAUAAUCCUCUCUUAGUUCCUGACAUGCUCCCGAUUAGCGCAAUACCGGGAGGGAUCCUUCCGACCAUGCGUGAUUCUUGGGACCAAAAUCACCUCCAAGAUACGGCAACCCUUAAGAGGAAACAAGUUAACGUAGAUAAUCUACACAGUACUAACUCUGACUAUGACGUCAGAAGACAAGAGCUAGUCAAAGCCAAUAAAAAGCAGAGGGUAAGCCUGGAAAGCCCUAGAGUCAAAGAAACCAACACCAACUGGAGAGAUGGUAAGAGUAUAAGCAACAGUUCAAAUGGUGAUAAAUCUUCGGUCACAAGUGUUAAAGGCAAAAGAAGAGCCACCAAAGGGACAGCUACUGAUCCUCAAAGCCUUUAUGCUCGGAAACGAAGAGAGAAGAUUAACGAAAGGCUCAAGACGCUGCAAAACCUUGUACCAAACGGAACAAAAGUUGAUAUAAGCACGAUGCUUGAAGAAGCGGUGAACUACGUGAAGUUCUUGCAGCUUCAAAUUAAGUUAUUGAGCUCGGAUGAUCUAUGGAUGUACGCACCACUGGCUUACAACGGAAUCGACAUGGGUUUCCAUCACAACCUUUUGUCUCGGCUUACGUGA